Molecule: messenger RNA, 874 nt
Organism: Corylus avellana
Lineage: Eukaryota; Viridiplantae; Streptophyta; Magnoliopsida; Fagales; Betulaceae
Product: beta-mannosyltransferase-like protein
Source: RefSeq, a predicted model, not a curated record
UCUCAGUCUGCCCGCAUUCCUUCCUUCCUCAUCGGUCGCUUUGUAAAAAUUGAUGCUUGAGGAGAAGAGAAGGAAGCCACCCCUUUAACCAUUUUGCUCUCUCUCUCUCUCUCUCUCUCUCUCUCGGCUCUCUCAAAUUUUACAGAGUCUAACAAAACCCAUCUAUUAUGGCUCACAAUACCCAAAAACAGCUUUUUCUCCGAUUGAAUUGAAGAGCAGAGCUACCCGGCUAAGCUGAUUCCGUAGCUUAGGAGGGAAAGAAGAGAGAGAGAGGGAUAUGUCUUUGAGAAUAAAGGCGGUGGUGGAUAGGUUCGUGCAGGAGCUGAAGGAAGCGCUGGACGCGGAUAUUCAGGACAGGAUCAUGAAGGAGAGGGAGAUGCAGAGCUACAUCCAGGAGCGCGAACGCGAAGUUGCCGAGCGCGAAGCCGCUUGGAAGGCCGAGCUCUCUCGUCGCGAGGCAGAGAUUGCCCGACAAGAAGCAAGGCUUAAGAUGGAGAAAGAAAAUCUUGAGAAGGAGAAAAGUGUCCUAAUGGGAACUGCAUCAAAUCAAGACAAUCAAGAUGGAGCUCUUGAAAUCACUGUAAGCGGUGAAAAGUAUCGAUGCCUCAGGUUUGCAAAGGCAAAGAAAUGAGGCUUUACAUGGAGGGGUGGAAGAGAAAAAAACGAUUUAAAGAUGCAAAUCCAUGGUUGGGUGGUACUUCUUUUCUUCUUCUGGAAUCUGAACUUGCUUUGAAGCCAAUUUUCUAGUCAAGAAACUUCAUUCCUUUAGGAUGCUUCAAUUAUGUACAUGUAGUUAUCUCAGUGUAAUGUGAAUUGACCAUGCCUACGGGCCUAUUAUUUAAUUCAAUGUAGAAGAUAGGUUUUGAGAUUUUUA